UACAAAUGGCUCAGCUAUACACUAGGGGUUCAUGUUAACCAGGCCAAACAGAUGCUGUAUGAUUAUGUUGAAAGGAAGCGAAAGGAAAAUUCAGGAGCCCAACUGCACGUCACGUAUUUGGUGUCUGGUAGUCUCAUUCAAAAUGGUCAUUCUUGCCACAAGGUUGCAGUAGUGAGAGAAGAUAAAUUAGAAGCAGUGAAGUCCAAGCUAGCUGUGACUGCCAGCAUCCAUGUGUACAGCAUCCAGAAAGCCAUGCUAAAGGACAGUGGGCCUCUGUUCAAUACUGACUAUGACAUCCUUAAAAGCAACUUGCAGAACUGCAGCAAGUUUAGUGCCAUACAAUGUGCAGCUGCAGUCCCUAGAACUCCUGCUGAAUCCUCAUCUUCCAAAAAGGUUGAGCAGUCAAAUCUUCAGGUAUCAAGUGAGGCACAAGCCAAUAAUGAGGUGACCACCAAUGGUCAUGGCCCAUCAGCCUCCAAGCAGGUUUCCCAGCAGCCAAAAGGUAUUAUGGGAAUGUUUGCCUCCAAAGCUGCUUCUAGAACUGAAGAUACCAACAAGGAAACCAAAAUAGAGGCUAAAGAAGUAACAAAUGCAUCUUCAGCAGGCAGCAAAGCACCAGGGAAAGGGAAUGUGAUGAGCAAUUUUUUUGGAAAAGCUGCUAUGAAUAAACUUAAAGUCAAUUUGGAUUCAGAACAAGCAGUAAAAGAAGAAAAAAUAGUGGAGCAACCUCCAGUGUCUGUCACUGAACCAAAGCUGGCAGCUCCUGCAGGCCCGAAGAAAUGUAGCAAAAAAGCAGAGCCUGUUAAGAUGCAGCAGAUGGAAAAAAAAAGGGGGAAGCGAGUAGAGAUAUCUGAUGAUGAGACAAAGGAAACUGAAAACAUGAAGAAAAAGAGGAGAAGAAUCAAACUUCCUGAGUCUGAUAGCAGUGAAGAUGAAGUCUUCCCAGACUCUCCUGAGGCUUAUGAAGCUGAGUCACCGUCCCCACCUCCUCCUUCAUCUCCACUUCCUGAACCAGUGCCGAAGACUGAGCCUGAGCCUCUCCCGGUAAAGAACUCAAGUGGAGAAACCAAAAGAAAACGAAAGCGCGUACUGAAAUCUAAAACCUUUGUAGAUGAGGAAGGCUGUAUAGUGACUGAAAAAGUCUAUGAGAGUGAAUCCUGCACAGAUAGCGAAGAGGAGCUUAAGAUGAAGACAUCCUCUGUACACAGACCCCUUGCCAUGACCGUGAAAAGAGAACCCAAAGAAGAACGAAAGGGCCCCAAGAAAGGGACUUCUGCUAUGGGCAAAGCCAACAGACAAGUGUCCAUUACUGGCUUCUUAAGGAAAUAAACUGCCAUCUCUGGUCGGUCAGAGACUUGGAGUGGUCAAGGGAGAAGACCAAGAGGUAUAGACUUUCUCACUUACUGUGUAAGUUUAUCUUGCUUCUCACCUCACCUGUAUCAAAAGACUGUUCUUCCAUCCUGUGAGGUUUAUAGUAUUUCUAGUUUUUAACCAAAAGGAAGUCACCUGGAAUCAGGAGGCAAAAGAAUAUUUUCAAAUCUGUUACAUCCUAAUGAUGUAAGCAUAGUUUAAGCACAAUCUUUCACCUGUCCAGGAGAAGAAUUCA
Molecule: messenger RNA, 1606 nt
Organism: Galeopterus variegatus (Sunda flying lemur)
Lineage: Eukaryota; Metazoa; Chordata; Mammalia; Dermoptera; Cynocephalidae
Gene: POLD3
Product: polymerase (DNA-directed), delta 3, accessory subunit
Exons: 11
Coding region: 52-1329 (425 amino acids)
Biological process (GO): DNA strand elongation involved in DNA replication; DNA replication; DNA synthesis involved in UV-damage excision repair
Cellular component (GO): nucleus; delta DNA polymerase complex
Molecular function (GO): DNA-directed DNA polymerase activity
Source: RefSeq, a predicted model, not a curated record